Messenger RNA from Oryza sativa Japonica Group (Japanese rice), 2447 nucleotides. Its product is annotated as transport inhibitor response 1-like protein. Gene Ontology annotation, molecular function: protein binding. Gene Ontology annotation, cellular component: SCF ubiquitin ligase complex. Gene Ontology annotation, biological process: SCF-dependent proteasomal ubiquitin-dependent protein catabolic process. Lineage: Eukaryota; Viridiplantae; Streptophyta; Magnoliopsida; Poales; Poaceae. The record is from RefSeq and is a predicted model, not a curated record.
ACACCACCCCCCCUCCACCCUCGAUCUCACUCACGCACACCCACCUCCCCCCUCCCCCCCCUCCUCCGCCGCGGCGCGUCUCCACUCCACUCCACUCCUCGCCGGCCACCAACCAACCACGCGAGUGGUGGGGGGGUGGGUGGGGCCCACAUGUCCGAGGAGGACGACGACCAGCCGCCGCCGCUGCCGGCGCAGAAGCGGCCGCGCGCGUCGCCGCCGCCGGACCAGGUGCUCGACAACGUCCUCGAGACGGUGCUCCAGUUCCUCGACUCGGCGCGGGACCGGUGCGCGGCGUCGCUGGUGUGCCGCUCGUGGAGCCGGGCCGAGUCCGCCACCCGCGCCUCCGUCGCCGUCCGCAACCUCCUCGCCGCGUCCCCGGCGCGCGUCGCGCGACGCUUCCCGGCCGCGCGGCGCGUCCUCCUCAAGGGCCGCCCGCGCUUCGCCGACUUCAACCUCCUCCCGCCAGGCUGGGCCGGCGCCGACUUCCGCCCCUGGGCAGCCGCCGUCGCCGCCGCCGCGUUCCCCGCGCUCGCCUCCCUCUUCCUCAAGCGCAUCACCGUCACCGACGACGACCUGGACCUCGUCUCCCGCUCCCUCCCCGCCUCCUUCCGCGACCUCUCGCUCCUCCUCUGCGACGGCUUCUCCUCCGCUGGCCUCGCAUCCAUCGCUUCCCAUUGCAGGGGGCUGCGAGUGCUCGAUGUGGUUGACUGCGAGAUGAACGACGACGACGACGAGGUGGUGGACUGGGUGGCGGCGUUCCCGCCGGGGACGACCGACCUCGAAUCGCUCUCCUUCGAGUGCUACGUCCGGCCGGUGUCCUUCGCCGCGCUCGAGGCGCUCGUGGCGCGCUCGCCGCGCCUCACCCGCCUGGGCGUCAACGAGCACGUGUCGCUGGGGCAGCUGCGCCGGCUCAUGGCGAACACGCCUCGCCUGACGCACCUCGGCACCGGAGCGUUCCGGCCGGGGGACGGCCCCGAGGAUGUGGGGCUCGACAUCGAGCAGAUGGCGUCCGCGUUCGCGUCCGCUGGCCGGACGAACACGCUGGUUUCGCUGUCUGGCUUCCGCGAGUUCGAGCCGGAGUACCUGCCCACCAUUGCCGCCGUGUCCGGCAACCUAACGAACCUCGACUUCAGCUAUUGCCCGGUCACUCCCGAUCAAUUCCUGCCCUUCAUCGGGCAAUGCCACAACCUUGAGAGACUAUAUGUGCUUGAUUCGGUGCGUGACGAGGGGCUCCAGGCCACGGCGAGGACUUGCAAGAAGCUCCAGGUUCUCCAUGUGCUUCCAUUGAACGCACUUGAGGAUGCCGAUGAGCUGGUGUCGGAGGUCGGGCUUACUGCCAUUGCUGAGGGCUGCCGAGGGCUCCGUUCGACGCUUUACUUCUGCCAGAGUAUGACCAACGCUGCGGUGAUCGCCAUUUCUCAAAAUUGCGUGGACCUUAAGGUAUUCCGGUUAUGCAUAAUGGGACGUCACCAGCCUGACCAUGUGACUGGGGAGCCCAUGGAUGAAGGGUUUGGUGCCAUUGUUAGGAACUGCAGCAAGCUUACUAGGCUCUCCACAUCUGGACACCUGACUGAUCGAGCUUUCGAGUACAUUGGCAAGUAUGCCAAGUCGCUCCGGACGCUCUCUGUUGCGUUCGCUGGAGACAGCAAUCUGGCGUUGCAACACAUCCUCCAGGGGUGCUCGAAGCUGGAGAAGCUGGAGAUAAGGGAUUGCCCAUUUGGGGAUGCUGGCCUCCUCUCCGGAAUGCACCAUUUCUAUAACAUGCGGUUCCUCUGGAUGUCAGGUUGCAACCUUACGCUGCAAGGUUGCAAGGAGGUCGCACGGAGGCUACCAAGAUUGGUGGUGGAGCUGAUAAAUAGCCAGCCUGAGAACGAAAGGACCGACAGCGUGGACAUCUUAUACAUGUAUCGGUCGCUUGAAGGGCCAAGAGAGGAUGUACCACCAUUCGUGAAGAUCCUAUAAGCUGCUUCUGCAGAGUGGCACUUGAUACGCUGAAUGCGGCCUAAGCAACAAGGGAAGGUAAGAUAGCUGGAGUCAGGCGUAUGAUCAUUUUUUGUAUGCUUGAAGUUGGAAGGAGUUCUAAAGCCAUCUAUCAGAGCUGCAAAUGGUUAAAUUGUUGUACUACUAGUAGGGGGGGCAUCGGUAUAUGCAAAAUUUUCUACCGCAAGAUCAUAAGUGCAUCAGAGCAGGCUUCUUCGAGGGGGCUUCAUCCCCUCAGUUUUGUUUGCUGCUCUGAUGGCCUUCUGUUUGAGGGGGGCAAUCUAUCUAUGCCGGCACAACCACCAUGGUUCCUCUAAUUUUUUUCCCAACUGAAGCUUGUCAUCAGAUUAAAUUCAUUAACACAUUUCCUGUUUCUUGCCUUUAUAAUUCCUUCUGUUUUCGCAUUCGUAUGUUGGAACUCAGAAAAACAGAAACCCUGCUGAAUUGAGCUUAUGUUUAAAUUCCUA